Messenger RNA from Eptesicus fuscus (big brown bat), 1222 nucleotides. Its product is annotated as ribonuclease 4-like. The record is from RefSeq and is a predicted model, not a curated record. Lineage: Eukaryota; Metazoa; Chordata; Mammalia; Chiroptera; Vespertilionidae. Gene Ontology annotation, molecular function: nucleic acid binding. The transcript has 2 exons. Bases 176 to 718 code for a protein of 180 amino acids.
UCUCUCCUACACACAGCACCCCAAUCCCUUUAGUGCGCGCACACACGCACACACACACACACACACGCGGACCCCCCGCAGAUCCAAAGCAGGAGUCAGAACAACAUCUUCGCGUUUUCUACCAGCUCCCCGUUUUCUUACAAAGGAGGAAGAAGCAGGCACCUCAAAGGUAGUGAUGGCUCUCCAACGCUUCUAUGGCGAGAACAGGGAUGUAGGAUUCCACGGUGAGACCAGGAAUGAACGAUUCCUUAGGCAACAUGUGGACUCUGAAGAGACAGGUGGCACCGACUGGUACUGCAACAAGAUGAUGGAAACCCGGGGGAUGACUUCGCCUGAUUGCAAGAAAUUGAACACCUUCAUCCAUGAAGACAUCGGGACCAUUAAUAACAUCUGCAGCACCCCCAAUAUCCAGUGCAAGAAUCGCAAGAUGAACUGCCAUGCGGGUGUAGUAAGAACCACAGAAUGCGCACUUAUAAGACGUCCCAAGGACUCCUACUGCUCAGACAGGGUGAUUAUGGGAGGUAACCAGCCCCCCAAAUGCAAUUAUAAGGCCACUGCCAGCACCAGGCCUGUGGUCAUUGCCUGUGAGGGUAACCCCCUGGUGCCUGUGCACUUUGACAGGAGUGGUGAUAGCGUGCCUGUGCACGUUAACAGGAGUGGUGAUAGCGUGCCUGUGCACGUUAACAGGAGUGGUUAUAUCGUACAUGAUGAGCUUUAAAUUAUUCCUUGAAUAGCAAUGUGCAGUGCAUUUGAGCUAUCUCAGGCUCUGUCUCCUCUGCUUAUGUCUACUUCUUUUUCUCUAUAUAAUCCAUUCAGUUAAAUGCACCAAGAAGUUAGUGGAAAAGCUGAAGCAAAAAAAUCCAUUAACACUGGCCACUAAUCCAGGACUUUUUUCUACAUCAUCACAAGGAGUGUUUUGAAAGUAACUGCUUUUUGGUAUUCCCAGCAGUCAGCUGUUAUGGGAAGCAUUAAAAAUGUGGAAACACGAACUGGCAAAAUGAGAGCUCUGUCUGUAUAAUAUGACAACCUUGUUAUGUUUGGGUCUAAUAAGAUUAAGAAAUGAUACAAGGGACUUUCUUUUUCUCUUCCCAAACUUCUGAAUCACGGUAGCAAGUAGGAAUAUUAACAGUGCACUAGAUCAUUAAGACUCACUCACUCUUCCUGACUGGAAAGGUUUUUCAUGUUUCCCGUGUAAUAAAGAACUCAACUAUAGAUCUGUGAA